AAUCAUGAUUAAGCAGCGGUUAACGCCUCGGCAGCGGCGGAUUCAAACUGAAGAUGAAAGAUGGCCGCGGAGAAAGACACCGAUGUAAAUAAACAAAACAGAAGGGGCACGGUGUGCAAUGUGGUGAUCAGUCAGGAGUCAGAAACGGGCGGCAGUGGGGACGGCCGGCAGCCCAUCAUCUUCAACCCUGACUUCUUCGUGGAGAAGCUGCGUCACGAGCGGCCCGAGGCCUUCACCGAGCUGGUGCUGAGCAACAUCACGCGGCUCAUCGACCUCCCGGGGGCUGAAUUCUCACAGUUACUAGACGAGGAGCCCAAGACGCCCAACGGCACAGCGGCCGGAGGCUUCUUCCGCUCGUUCAACUUCCUCAAGCGCAAAGACAAAUGUGUUGUGUUCGGCAUGCCUCUCACGGAGGAAGGAAUAGCCCAGAUAUAUCAACUCAUUGUGUACCUCAGCAAAAACCUGCAUGUGGAGGGUCUGUUUCGGGUCCCCGGGAACAGCCUGAGACAGCAGACGCUGAGAGAGCAGCUCAACAGCGGCGCCGACAUCGACUUCUCCUCCGGGGACUUCCAUCCCAACGACGUGGCCACGCUCCUCAAGAGCUUCCUGGGGGAGCUGCCCGAGCCCCUGCUGACCCAGCGGCACCUGCACGCUCACCUGAAGAUCACAGAGCUGAGCCUGUUUGACGAUCAAGGCAACAAGACGAGUCUGCCGGAUAAGGAGCGUCAGAUCGAGGCGCUGCAGCUGCUGCUGAUGCUGCUGCCCACCGCUAACAGAGCGCUGCUCAAGCUGCUGCUGGACCUGCUCUACCACACCGCCAAACAGCAGGACAAGAACAAGAUGUCCGCGCACAACCUGGCGCUCAUGUUCGCCCCGCACGUCAUCUGGCCCAAGAACAUGAAUGCCAGUGACCUUCAGGAGAACCUGAAGAAACUGAACAGCGGCAUGGCGUUUCUCAUCAAACACUCACAGAAGAUCUUUCGGGCGCCGGCGUAUCUGAGGGAACACGCCAGACUUCAGUUCGCGAACACCAGGAUGAUCCACUCCAAGGAUGAUCUGGAGCUGCUGUCGGUCGGGGGCUCUCCGUUCGUGUCGGCGUGUAAGAGGAGCGGAGCGCCAGUGAGCUUAGACCCGGACAGUCACACAGAAGAGGCGCUCCGAGAGCUCUGCCGACACGUCACCGAUCACAUGCCAAACUCCGCCAAGAAGAAAAAACUCAUCCGACAGCUCGGCAAGCAGUCGAGUCCCAGCACUCCUGUGAGCGAGAGCACAACUCCGACCAGUAAAAAACACGCGCGCUCGCGCUCCUUCGGCGGACUCAUCAAGAAGAAGGUUUUGGGGAGUCAGCCCGGCGCAGACAGGAGGGGGCGGCACGUGUCUCCUCCGGGGAAGGAGAACAUCAUCCGUGAUCCAGCGAGCUGAACAACAUCAGCGUGGCCUGUGCUUGUCUAUAUUGUGAAUUCUGCCCGAAUAGAAGACUUCACUCGUCUAGACGACCAGAGGAGACUGUUUUUAUUUUAAUUAUUUAUUUCUUUAUAUUCUGUGCUGUUUUAACAUACUAAAUGUUGAGACUAAUUUUCAUUUUAAUGUGAAUUUUUUUUUAUUUGCUGUAUAGUUUUAAACUGUUAGGUCAGGUUUAAUGGGUAAACCACUUGUCAGUUACACUGGGCUUUUCAGACUGACCCAUGAUAAGAUUAACUCGCUCGGCUCGCUCAUAUUGCCAGUGUAUAUAUGUAUAAAUAUAUGUGCGUGUGCUGAUACCUGGGCCGUACGCAUCUCACAUCAGUCACUCAGUUCAUGCUGAAAUCAGAUUUUAAGGGAACGAUAGACAACAUUUACUCACAAAAGUGUAUCACUGUCAUUUAGAGAUCUGUGAGAAUAUAAACCAGUGUUUGUUUACAUAUAUAUUGUCUUAAUAACACUGUGAACGUUCAAAAUAUGGUAUUUUGUGACAAAUGUGAGUUUUAUUUUUUUUAUUUUUCAAAACUUGAUGUCGCUUUUCUGGCCCAAAUCAUCAGCCGACUGAAGUUUCUGUGUAAUUUAACCACUAAGUCAAAUAGGUUCAUGUAUUUUUGUAUAAAAAUAGAUUUCAGCGUACGAUUAUUGUGUGUUUUCGUAUUGAGAAGUGCACAAAGCAGCGGCGCGGUUCGGUUUAUUUGUAAGGGUUUCGGGUGCGUGUCGAGGGUCUCGGCGAGGUGUUUCGGAGGUUUUCGUAUGUUACAGGUGAGAGGGGUGAAGGGGCAGAGGUUGGGAUGUCAGUGUUUGUGUGAACUCGAGUGGGUAUUAAAGGAUGUUGUGGAAGGAGUUGCUCUCAAUGCAGGUUUGGCUUUGAUCCUUGCUCAAAGCUGAGUGCGUGUUUUUCAUGUUUCUGGAGGACGCUGUGAUGUCACUUCCUUUCAUUGUCUUCAUAUAUAGCUCUUUCAUAUGUGUUUGAGUCCCUCGACUGAUGAAUUGCUUUUUCCUUUUUUUUUCUCUCUCCAGUUUUAAUGCCUUGACUCAAAUGUAGUCUUUCUAAAUCUAUAUUUUAAGCCUGCAGUGUUGAAAAAGGGGUGGGUGGUUAACGUGUUUAACAACUGGAAAUAUUAAAUAAAACGUCUUUCACAUCAGUAAAUAAGCAUGCAAGUUUUCAAGUGUAAAAGGGCUUGUUAACGGUGGACUUUGCAUUCCACAAGUUCAAAUACACUUCCACAAUAAUCAGCGAUUGGUGAAGUGUUUUAAUCUAAGAAGAAGAGCUACAUUCCUAAAGUUUUUCAAGUUUAGAUAUGGGUGCUAUCUGCAAACGUGUAUUAGCAUUGUGGCAGUUGUUAAUUGGGAUGUUUUAUGUAUUUGUGUGUGUGUGUACAGAUGGUACGUGUGGAGAUUGGGGAUGCUCUUAUAUGUUGGAAAAGAUGUGAUGUAACAAAUUGGGGAACUCAUUGUAUAUUUUCCUUUUUUUUUAAAUGUUACAGUACUUGGAACUAAAGGGUUUUUUUUUAACAUCUUUUUAUAUUUGAUCUGUGAAACAUUUGUAUUUGUACUUGAUCUGCUGUAGUACAACGAGCGCUUCUGUGUGUUUCAUUUUUUUAUUAAAACCUUUACCAGCUGA
Cyprinus carpio (common carp) is the source of this 3085-nucleotide messenger RNA. RefSeq names its product Rho GTPase activating protein 19 (gene arhgap19). Gene Ontology annotation, biological process: regulation of small GTPase mediated signal transduction; signal transduction. The transcript is spliced from 12 exons. Gene Ontology annotation, molecular function: GTPase activator activity. NCBI's taxonomy places the organism in Eukaryota, Metazoa, Chordata, Actinopteri, Cypriniformes, Cyprinidae. Bases 61 to 1422 code for a protein of 453 amino acids. The record is from RefSeq and is a predicted model, not a curated record. Gene Ontology annotation, cellular component: cytoplasm.